UCUGCUUCACUUCACACAGUCCAAACCGGGGUUCAUGCAGGACUUAACUGGAGACAGCAGGGAUCACGGCAGCACUGAGAUAAUUAAGGACAAAUUGCACCACCAGCACUGAAACCCCCCAACCUGCCUCCAGCUGGAACCUGCAUCUCCUGCCUGUUUAAUCCCCAUGGAGGUUUACAACUUCAACUCCUCCAUCCUCGACAUCCAUACACCAUCAAACAGCAGUGGUGGUGCCAUUACUGUGUACGAGGAGUGUAAGGACAUGCCCGCUGCCCUGAUCUUUUAUCUGGCCUUGCAAUUCAUCAAUAUGUUCCUGGGGAUCCCCGCUAACCUCAUGGUGCUGUGGCUCCUGCACAAGAACAAGGGGGACUCCUCCAGCUCCGACAUUUUCAUCCGCCACCUGGCCAUCCUAGAUAUCUUCUUCUGCCUCCUCCCACCCCUGGAGCUGGCUAAUAAAGUCUUCCUCACCAUCAGCAGCAUCUGGUAUGUACUGCGCUUCUUCUACGGGGUGAAAGACUCUUCUCUGCUCUUCCUCUCCUGCAUCUGCAUGGACCGCUACAUGGCCGUCCUGCACCCAAUCACCUUCACCGAGCUGAAGGACCGUAGCCACCGCGCAGUCUGCGCUGCUGUGGUGUGGCUGAUCACCCUGGCCUACGCGGCGGCUAAGUGCGCAGGCAAUAUCCCACACUUUGAGAAGGCCUUCGUGGUCAUGAUCCUGGCAGCUUUUGCUUUCAUGCUCUUCUGCAACGUGGCCAUCCUGAACGCGCUCCGCAAGUCUGGCCCGGGUCGUGACGAGAUGCACCCCGUCAAGAAGAGGGCCUUCAAGAUGGUGCUCAUCAUCCUGGCCAUCAUAGUCUUCAACUACUUCCCUCCUGUAGCACUCUUUCCCUUUCAGGAGCACUUCUCCCAAAAUGUGUUCCACUGCAACGUCAACUAUGUAGCCUUUGGCUUCAUGGACAUCAGCAGCAGCAUUCAGCCCGUUCUCUACCUCUCCCGUGAGAAGAUUCCUAGAGUCUUUUGUUGCCGCCAUAAAGAUCAAAAGUCAGGAAACUCCACUGAUCCAAGCUAAACUUUUUCAUCAAAAAUCUUGUAUGCAUAUUUACAGUUGUAUGUAUUUUUGUAGGAUAUUCAUUCUCCAAUCAUGGAAUUUAAACAGUUACUUGUAAUGAAGCACUAUUUAAUUUUACAUAAAUGCAAUAUGUAUUCAGUCUAAAUAAAGAGACAUUGACUGGAAC
This is a messenger RNA of Anguilla rostrata (American eel), 1235 nucleotides long. Its product is annotated as proteinase-activated receptor 3-like. Gene Ontology annotation, molecular function: G protein-coupled receptor activity. Bases 167 to 1069 code for a protein of 300 amino acids. Gene Ontology annotation, biological process: positive regulation of Rho protein signal transduction; phospholipase C-activating G protein-coupled receptor signaling pathway. The transcript has 2 exons. Gene Ontology annotation, cellular component: plasma membrane. NCBI's taxonomy places the organism in Eukaryota, Metazoa, Chordata, Actinopteri, Anguilliformes, Anguillidae. The record is from RefSeq and is a predicted model, not a curated record.